Exaiptasia diaphana is the source of this 7260-nucleotide messenger RNA. RefSeq lists its product as uncharacterized. Gene Ontology annotation, molecular function: ATP binding; RNA nuclease activity; protein binding. The record is from RefSeq and is a predicted model, not a curated record. The transcript is spliced from 4 exons. Gene Ontology annotation, biological process: mRNA processing; protein phosphorylation. Bases 20 to 6202 code for a protein of 2060 amino acids. NCBI's taxonomy places the organism in Eukaryota, Metazoa, Cnidaria, Anthozoa, Actiniaria, Aiptasiidae.
AGAAGGCAACACAGCAUUGAUGUAUGCCAUAGCUUACGCUAAUGAAAACACCGCUCUUGCAAUGAUUGAAAACAGCAAAUAUCUGAAUUUAAAUACUGUCGACAAUCAAAGCCAAACAGUAUUGAUGAAAGCUGCUAUUAGUGGGAUGACGAGAUUUGCUCUGGCACUAAUCAAAUGUGGUGCUGAUGUCAACAUCAAGGACAAAGAAGGCAAAACAGCAUUGAUGUAUGCCAUAGCUUACCCGAAUGAAAACACCGCACUUGCAAUAAUGGAGAACAGCAAAGAUCUAGAUUUAAAUGCUGUCGAUGAUCAAGGCCAAACCGCAUUGAUAAAAGCUGCUAUCAGGGGAAUGACGACAAUUGCCGAUGCAUUAAUCAGACUUGGUACUGUUGUUAACAUAAGGGAUAAAGAAGGCAAAACAGCAUUGAUGCAUGGUCUAGCUUGCGCAAAUGAAAACACCGCACUUUCAAUAAUGGAGAACUGCAAAGAUCUGAAUUUAAAUACUGUCGACAAUCAAGGACAAACAGCAUUGAUGUAUGCUAUAGCCCGCGCAAAUGAAAACACCGCUCUUUUAAUGAUUGAGAACAGCAAAGAUCUGAAUUUAAAUGCUGUCGACAAUCAAGGACAAACAUCAUUGAUGAAAGCUGUCUUCAGAGGAAUGACAACAUUUGCUCUGGCACUAAUCAAACGUGGUGCUGAUGUCAACAUGAAGGACAAAGAAGGCAGCACAGCAUUGAUGUAUGCUAUGAUGUGUGGAUGGGAAGAUACUGCACUAGCAUUAAUUAAGCACAGCAUAGAUUUAGAUUUAAAUAUCGCAGAUAAUAAAGGUCGAACGGCUUUGAUGAAAGCAGUUAUCAAAGGAAUGACUGAAGUCGCACUUGCACUGAUCAAGGGAGGUGCAUCUAUCAACAAAGUGGAUGACGAUGGCACAACAGCAUUGAUGUUUGCUGUUAGGCUGGGAGAGGAAGACAUUGCACUAAGUGAAGCAAUCAUUGAGAACAGUAAUGAAUUAGAUUUAAAUAUGGCCGAUAAUGAAGGUCGAACAGCAUUGAUGAAAGCAGUUAUGAAUGGAAUGACUGAAGUUGCACUACAUCUAAUAAAGCAUGGUGCUGAAGUCAGCAAGAAGGAUAAAAAAUACAAAACAGCAUUAAUAUAUGCUAUUUCCUCUGGGCAGGAAAACACUGCAUUAGCAAUAUUUGAGUACAGCAAAGAAUUAGAUCUUAAUAUUACAGAUAAUGAAGGUCAAACGGCAUUGAUGAAAGCAGCUCAUCAAGGGAUGACUGAGGUCGCACUCGCUUUAAUUAAACAUGGUGCUGAUGCCAACAAGAAGGAUAACGAAAACAAGACAGCAUUGAUGCAUGCUGUUACCUGCAUGCGAGAGAAAAACACUGCGCUAUCAAUAAUUGAGCACAGCAAGGAAUUGGAUUUAGACAUUAGCGACAAAAACGAAGAAACAGCAUUGAUGAAAGCAGUUUUUCGUGGAAUGACUGAAGUUGCACUAGCUCUGAUCAAACAUGGUGCUGAUGUAAACAGGGCGGAUAGAGAAGGAAAAACAGCAUUGAUGUUCAUCGGCCUAUCAGACCACAUAGUUUCUGGAUUUGAUAGUGGUAAAUUAACACAUGCAUUGAUUAAAUCCGGUGCUGAAGUAGAUCAGACUGAUUUCAAGGAGAACACGGCUUUGAUGUACAAUGUGAGAUAUGAAGCUUCAGUCAAAGCCCUUAUGCAAUAUUCCCAGGGAAAAGCCUUAGUAAAUCAAAGAAACAGUGAUGGUCGAACUGCAUUGUAUUAUGCAAUACUUUGCAACAAAAAGUCUGUUCAAAUUCUUCUUGAAAAUGGUGCGAAGCAUCGUUUGACGGAUCAUUACAAUGCUAGUGCCUUAACUUACUAUAUUCAUUAUCGUAUUGACAAACUUGAAUCUACGACCGAUAUACCCUUAUUUCUAGAUGAUAUGGAUGAUACAUUUUCUCUUUUCGAAGAAGGUGAAGAUGUGAGUAAGUCCAUAAUUAAUGCUGCAUUUUGUAAAUGCCCACAGUUUUUCCUCAAAUUCAGCUCUGCAAAAGAAGCCUGGGAAAUCGUAUCAGGUAUACUACUAGUCGCUGCCGAGAAGCAAGAAAAUGAUAAAAAACAAGUCCUAAACGAACUAGGCAUAAUGGCAAGCCAAGAAAUGGAUAUGACUAAUUUCUUGAAUUUUUUGACAAAAUUGAUUGGCAUUGUUGAUGAUCCGAACAUUGGAGAUCAACAAGGCAACGGUGUAUUGCAUUAUAUAACAUUGUUAGCACUCCGUGGAUAUUUGAGUCCGAAGGAUGUCUCGAUAAUAUGUGGAUUGAUGAAGGAAAUUGGAUUCAUAACCAAAAGAGAGAACUAUAAACAUGAGACACUGCUUAUAUUUGCUUUGUCCAAUGCAAUUAAAUUUGCUAAAGAUAAUACCUUGCACGUACAGCCGUUGAUGGAGAUAUGCACUUUUCUUUUGAAAAGAGGAUAUCUGAUAUCUAAAGAUGAGUCACAAAAUGGCGAGUCAGUUUUCCACCUUAUAAUCCACCUUUUGACAAUCGGUGUAUCGCGCGAGAAAUGUCAAGAAAGUUUGUUGUCCAAUGUAGUUAGGUUGUUGGAGCUGUUUUCACAACACAGAUCGGGAGUGUUAGAAGCAGUAAACAAGCACGACCAUAACUUGAACACUCCGCUUCAUUUGUGGGCAUCAAUAUCUCCACAUUCCAAUGCAGGGGACUCUGAUGAAACUGCUUCUACACCUACUAAACUUUGGCAGGAAUUUUCAAGUAAGGUCUUUCGUCAACUUUGUAGCUGUGGGGCUGUACUUUAUUUGGUAAAUAAAGAUAAAGAAACCCCUUUACAUAUGUGCAGAACCUGGACUAACGUCAAGAUACUGGUAAACGCCGGAGCGAGUACAAAAGCUAUUGAUUCAAAAGGCCGAUCUCCUUUACUUUCUGCUGCUCAGAAUUUCCUUUUUCUGGAAAACCCUGGAUUGUUUUAUCCAGAUAUUUCACAAAGGGAGGUACCAACGUUUUGGAAAACAGCUUGUGGCAUGGGAUUUGAUUUAUGGACUUUUGACAAUGAUGGAAACUCUAUCAUGAGUAAUGUUUUAAGAGGGAAAUCUUUUGAACUAGCAAAUUUAUUAAUUGAAAUUGUUUGUGAAAACAGUGAGACCCUAUCAGAUGAAACUUUGGUGGGCGUGAUGAAUGCUAUCUGUAGAGAUAACUCCAUAGAAACAACGUGGAAAAGAAUUCUGGUUGAAAGAUUUCUCAAUCAUCUAAAAUCCACCAGACGUUCAUUAGAUAUGAGAUUACCCUUUCGAUCCUGCUGCAUGAAUAUCAUUUACCAUGAUGUCUCUAUUACAAAGGGUAGCGAAGAAGUUCAUUAUAAAAUUGCUAAACAACUGCUAAGGUAUGGUGUUCCUGGUGAAUCUUGCCUGGAUAUAGCUGAGGUAUGUCCUACUCUUCAAGAUCUCUUAUCUACUCCUAUAGCAACAGAAGAAAGACCUCUGGUUAUACCCUGGACAUCCCACUCUGAGAAACACAAAGCACAGCUGUCUGAGGUUGCAAGGGGACUUAACUGCAUUGAGCACGGACCAUAUUGGUAUCACGAGAGGUAUAUCGGAAGGGGAGCAUUCGGGAAAGUCUUUGUAGGAAUCCAUAAAAUUGACAGCAUGGAAGUGGCUAUAAAGAGAGUCGAAUAUGAUCUUCAGGACGGACAAGAGGACAUUAGAGAGAUUAGAAACUUUGCUUUCAUUCAUAAUUUCAAUCAUAUUGUUCGUUAUUUGACUUUUAGUCAAAAAGGUGACUUUACAUUUAUAGUUAUGGAACUGAUGGAAGGAAAUCUUGACGAAUACUGUGCGAGUGCGCUUUACGACCGAAGGAAGACCAAAAUGCUCUGCCAACAGGUGGCAUUAGGAUUAGAGCACCUUCAUGAGCAAAAACUGAUUCAUAGAGACCUAAAACCAUCCAACAUUCUUUUCAGAACAAAUCCUGAACUCUGCGUCAAGAUUGCCGACUUUGGUUUAAGUCGACAUUCGGAUGUCAAUGCUUCAUUUACUGUUAUGAUUACAGGGGCUGGAACUCGAGGAUGGAUUGCACCGGAAGUUAGCAAAUCAGCCAAUCACGAGUUUUCUUCUGAUGUUUUUUCACUUGGCCUUAUUUUUCAUUACAUCAUGUCGGAUCGAAGGCAUCCAUUUGACCCUGCAGACUGUACUGAAAAAAGUGAGAAAGAUAUCUUUGAUGGCAGGCAAGCUAACAUUUCGAAUGCUAAUGCGGAGGGAUGGAACUACACCCUCAAUCCUGAAGCGUCAAAUCUUCUUUCAGGAAUGCUUCGAAUUGAAAUGAAAGAAAGACCUACCGCAUCAAUGUUGCUCGAUCAUCCCUUCUUUUGGACAAAGGAGAAGAAGCUUGAUUUCCUCUAUGCUGUUGGCAAUCAAGACGAAUUCGAGUGCCCACGUGCUAAAAGGACUGUUCCAUUGACAAUGGUUGAGCAAGACCUAGAGAAGGAGUUUGCAAUAAUAGUGAAGUUUGGCAAGUGGAAUGAUUCAGGCUACACGCAGACAUCGGUGAUUUUGAAUGAAAUGAAGAAGCCAAUAAAGAGAUCUGGAAGGCUUCAGCCGGUUCGUACAAACUACGAUUUUGGUUCUGCGGUUGAACUUGUUCGGUUCAUUCGGAAUGCCAAGGCUCAUGUUUCUGAACCAAGUCGACCAAGCAUUAUAAGGAAGCAGGUCCUUGAGGCGGUUUUUCUGAAUGAAUUUCCAGACCUCGUUCUACAAGUGCUCAAAGCUGUUAUCAACCAUGGAUGGGACAUUGAUAGAGAAGAAAUCAAGUAUGCUUUGGGAAGUGACAUUACCCGUAUGUGGAUAACCAAAAUACAAGAUGUACCAUUGGUCAUUCCUUGGAUUCCAGUCUCCAAGCGAUAUGAAAACAUGCUCGCUAAAGUUGCAAGACGACAGAACUGCAAAGUCCAGGGUCAAUACUGGUAUCGGAGUGAACCCAUUGGCUUUGGUGCGUAUGGUCUCGUCUUUGUGGGCAUCCAUAAAAAAGACGGAAUGGAAGUGGCUAUAAAAGCGUUCAAUUAUUCCCAUAUAGACAGAGCAGAAGAUUUAAGGGUGAUUAUUAGAAAAUUUACUUCUCUUCGUAGAUGCGAAUACAUAAUUCGCUAUAUGUCCUUUCUUGAAUCGACUGACUUUUUGUUGAUUAUUAUGGAACUAAUGGAAGGAAAUCUUCAUGAACUUUUUACAAGUGUGUUUUACGACCAAACGAAGACUACAAUCCUCUGUCAGCAUGUAGCACUAGGAUUAAACUAUCUUCAUGAGAACCGCAUUAUUCAUCGUAACCUCAGUCCGAACAAAAUUCUUUACAAAACCUACCCCGAACUUUGCCUGAAGAUUGCUGGGUUUGGUUUGAGUCAUCGUCCAGAUAUCAAUGCUUCAUUUACUGUUAUGGACAAGGGACAUGGAACUACUGGUUGGAUUGCACCAGAAGUUAUGAAAUCAGCCAAACACGAAUAUUCUAUGUCAUCGGAUGUCUUUUCACUAGGUCUUAUUUUUCACUAUAUCUUGUCAAAUAAAAAGCACCCAUUCAGCCCAGCAGACUGUACUGGAAAAAGUGACUAUGAAAUCAAUAUUGCAACACAAGGCAACAUUUUAAAGAAUGAUAUGGAAGGAUGGAACAAGUCCCUUGAUCCGGAAUCGUCUCACCGCAUCAAAGGAAUGCUUAAUUGUACUAACGAGAAAGAAAGACCAAUCGCAUCAAAGUUGUUACACCAUCCAAUGUUCUGGUCAAAGAAGAAGAAGCUUGAUUUCCUCAGCGCUGUUGGUAACCAAGAGGAAGUCAAAUGUCCACGUGCUAAAAGGACUGUUCCAUUGACAAUGGUCGAGCAAGAUCUAGAGGACGAGUUUGCAACAAUAGCGAAGUUUGGCAAAUGGGAUGAUCCACGCUACACGCAGACAUCGGUGAUUUUGAAUGAAAGUAAGGUUCGUACAAACUAUGAUUUCAGAUCUUCUGUUGACCUAGUGCGAUUCAUUCGCAAUGCCAUGGCUCACGUUUCCGUAUCAAGUCGAUCAACGGUAAUCAGGACACAAAUCCUCAAAGAUGCUGUAUUUCUGGAUGAAUUUCCAAAUCUCGCGAUAGAGGUGUUCAAAGCUGUGACCGCACACGGAUGGGACGUUUCUAGAGAGGAAAUAAAACAUGUUUUGGAAAAUGACUGACAGGAACACUCUUCACUUACAAUGAGUAAAUUACCGUGUCUGGAAUUCAGCAGCUGAAAAGACUACCAAAGCGAUUCUUGUUCCUCUGGCGAUGGUGGAUUUUGUCCUCGCUUACGGACAGAGUGUAUAGUUAUCGAUUUUAUUAUAGACUGAUUGACUUGAAAUUUAUACAUCUUAACUUAUAGGAAAUAACCUUGUAGCUUUGCAGUUUUACAUGGCAGUUUAUCCUGGUAGUACAGAGAUGAAAAGACAUAAGAAAAGCAACAAAGUGGCGGCUUUUCUUCGUGUACCGGAAUAAAUCGGCAUUCUGGUUAGGUUUAAUUAUAUUUUGGGGUAUCGUUUAGAUUCUGCUCCGUUUUUGUAACCCUUUGUUUCUAUUGAUUUACGUAAUCUGUGCUCCGGUACACGAAGUAAAAGCCCAAAGUCGACAUCUGAUAUUUCAUGUUUUUAAUGUUUUGCAAGAAUAUUCAUUAUUAACCAACAAAAUAUCACUACACAAUGCAGAUAACAUUUGAUAUUCUAGGUAUCUGGAGUAUUAAAUUGAACUAAUUAUUUCACGCGAAUUUCAAAUAUUAACCUUAUAUUAACCUUACAAAUAUCAUUACGGUGCAGACAAUAAUAUUCUAGAUAUCUGGAGUAUUCCGGCGUAUUUCGAAAACAGUAAAAUGUUGUUAUCUUGAAGUCUUUUCAACUGGUCAGCGUAUAUGACAUGGGAUCAGUGACUGCACUUUUAUAGGAAGAGAUAGUAAUACCUUGAUUUACAGUUGGAACUAAAUAUUACUCAAAGUUGUAGAUAAGGCGUACUUUUUACAUGGAUGUCAUUGUAGUCUAUCCAUAUUGGAACUUACAAGGUAACGUGAAAAGUGUAAACAGCUCUUAAUGUUAGCCUCUCCGUAAGCAGACUUUCUUUGCGGGGGAGAGAAUUCACCCUCUAAGAACGUCUGCUUACGUAGGCUAUCUUGAUCUUAGAAUGUUUUUAAAUUCUAUGUUCGACUAUAUAUGGAAACCAGGCUUUAGCCUACGUAUUAAUGACUGUCGUAUACUGCGAAAUAUGAUAA